Megalops cyprinoides (Indo-Pacific tarpon) is the source of this 2655-nucleotide messenger RNA. RefSeq names its product elongator acetyltransferase complex subunit 3 (gene elp3). The record is from RefSeq and is a predicted model, not a curated record. Bases 140 to 1786 code for a protein of 548 amino acids. Gene Ontology annotation, molecular function: acyltransferase activity, transferring groups other than amino-acyl groups; iron-sulfur cluster binding. Gene Ontology annotation, biological process: tRNA wobble base 5-methoxycarbonylmethyl-2-thiouridinylation. NCBI's taxonomy places the organism in Eukaryota, Metazoa, Chordata, Actinopteri, Elopiformes, Megalopidae. Gene Ontology annotation, cellular component: nucleus; cytoplasm; elongator holoenzyme complex. The transcript is spliced from 15 exons.
GUCAGUUUACGGUUCGAAGCAUGUUGCUUGGACUGCAGGAUGUUUUAUAAAACUGAUAUUAGUACGAUGUGUCUCGUUUGCUAAUAUUCGCUAAAUUAUUUGUUUUGAAUUUAUUUAUAACAUAUAGAAAACCACUGAAAUGGGGAAGCCGAAAAAGAAAAGCGAACUCAGCCGGGCAGAGCUGAUGAUGAUGACCAUCGCUGAUGUCAUCAAGCAGCUGGUGGAAGCCCACGAGGAGGGGAAGGACAUCAACCUCAACAAAGUGAAGACGAAGACCUCCGCCAAGUACGGGUUGUCGGCCCAGCCGCGCCUGGUGGACAUCAUCGCCGCCGUGCCGCCACAUUACCGCCGGGCCCUGCUGCCCAAACUCAAAGCCAAGCCCAUCCGCACGGCCAGCGGGAUUGCCGUUGUCGCCGUGAUGUGCAAGCCCCACCGCUGCCCCCACAUCAGCUUCACAGGGAACAUCUGUGUCUACUGUCCAGGCGGCCCAGACUCUGACUUUGAAUACUCCACCCAGUCGUACACGGGCUAUGAGCCCACGUCAAUGAGAGCCAUCCGGGCGCGCUACGACCCCUACCUGCAGACCCGGCACCGCGUGGAGCAGCUGAAGCAGCUGGGCCACAGCGUGGACAAGGUGGAGUUCAUCGUGAUGGGCGGCACCUUCAUGGCCCUCCCCGAGGAGUACAGGGACUACUUCAUCAGGAACCUCCACGAUGCCCUGUCGGGACACACCUCCAACUGCGUGGCCGAGGCCGUCAGGUACUCGGAGCGCAGCAACACCAAGUGCGUGGGCAUCACCAUCGAGACGCGGCCGGACUACUGCCUCAAGCGCCACCUCAGCGACAUGCUGGGCUACGGCUGCACCCGGCUGGAGAUCGGCGUGCAGAGCGUGUACGAGGACGUGGCCCGGGACACCAACAGAGGCCACACGGUGAGAGCGGUGUGCGAGUCCUUCCACCUGGCGAAGGAUGCCGGCUUCAAGGUGGUGGCCCACAUGAUGCCCGACCUGCCAAACGUGGGCAUGGAGCGAGACGUGGAGCAGUUCAUCGAGUUUUUUGAGAACCCGGCGUUCCGUCCGGACGGGCUGAAGCUGUACCCCACGUUGGUGAUCCGGGGCACUGGCUUGUAUGAGCUGUGGAAGACGGGCCGCUACAAGAGCUACUCGCCCAGCGCCCUGGUGGACCUGGUGGCCCGGAUCCUGGCCCUGGUUCCGCCGUGGACCCGGGUGUACCGUGUCCAGAGGGACAUCCCCAUGCCGCUGGUGAGCUCCGGGGUAGAGCACGGGAACCUGAGGGAGCUGGCCCUGGCGCGUAUGAAGGACAUGGGCACGGAGUGUCGCGAUGUCAGAACCAGGGAGGUGGGCAUCCAGGAGAUCCAUCACAAAGUCCGUCCGUACCAGGUGGAGCUAGUGCGCAGAGACUACGUGGCUAACGAGGGCUGGGAGACCUUCCUGUCGUACGAGGACCCGGAGCAGGACAUCCUGAUCGGCCUGCUGCGUCUGCGCAGGUGCUCCGCGCAGUCCUUCCGGCCCGAGCUGAAGGGCGGCGUGUCCAUCGUGCGCGAGCUGCACGUCUACGGCAGCGUGGUGCCCGUCAGCAGCCGGGACCCCGGCAAAUUCCAGCACCAGGGCUUCGGGAUGAUGCUGAUGGAGGAGGCGGAGAGAAUCGCGAGGGAGGAGCACGGGUCUGGAAAACUCGCCGUCAUCUCCGGUGUUGGAACCAGGAACUACUACAGGAAGAUGGGCUAUGAGCUGGAGGGGCCGUACAUGGUCAAGCUCCUGAACUGAGGUGGUUUAUGGGAGAGUGUGGGUUAAGAGCAAAGAGGACCGACCGGGUCAGCCACAAGGACCACGCUCCCUCCUGACCGGGAACUGUUUUACAGAACUGCAAUUUAUCCUGACACCAAAAGAGAACAUUUUAAAGAACAUGUAUUUCAUUCAACACAGCCUCCUCCUGUAAGGAGAAGCCAUGCACUGCAAUACACUGAAUGCUUGGUUUAUUCUGGCAGCAAAUGAGGUAGCAAGAGGACAGCAAAAUGCUGUCCCAGGGGCCGUAUGACAUACCCAUGUUUUUUUCCCCAGAUGGUAGAACGAGGGUUACUGUUGUAGCCUUCCAGACAUUAACUGGUCAUUAUCCGGUCACCAUCCGGUCAGCGUUAUUAACACAGCGGCCAAGGAAGUGUGGGCGUGAGUAGCAGCUUCAGCAUAAGCAUCUUGUGUCCUCUGAUGAGCUUAAAGUUUCCUGUAAAAUACAGUUUCAUUCAAGUGUCUGUAGACUGCUAAUUAAGCAUGAAACAAAUUAGCUCAUUCCGCAAUGAAGGCAGAUGCAGGAAAAUAGCCCUUGUGCUUAUUUUACUGACAUGUUCAGCCCUUGCCCUCUUAAAAGGUGUGAAAUUUGUUUGGGUUACUGUGCAGAGUGAAACUGAUGAGUUUGUUUCUCUUGAGUUACCUCUGAACAACAAUUAUUCCUGUAUUGCCCCAUUUCCAUUUCAGUUCUCUCAUAAGACCUUUAAUUUCUGCAUUUUGAAAUCAGUGUGACUGAAAGCUUCCAUAAAUGUCUUUUUAUCACCCUUAUUGCUGGGGUUUUUAUUUUAAUGUUGAUAAAUACUUUUCUCACUGAGUAAGUUUGUAAGUUAUGGAAUAAAGUAUAUUUACCA